GGGGGAGAGAGAGGAAGAAAAGCUCCAAACGUUUCCUCUCUCUCCUCCCCACCCCCACCCCCCCUUUAAAUAGAUCAGAAUAAAGUUUUAAAGAAGAAGAACAGCCUGGAGCUUCCCAGCGGCUGGAAGGAGAGAAAGUUGGGUCUGGCAGCAGUUCCAGUAGAGAAGAAGCUGGUGAUACCGCCUUAGUGAAAAAAUGGGACAAGAAAUACUUCGCACAGCCACCAAGUGACUGACUGAUAUUUGUAAAGCUAUUUGAAGAUCAACAUUUCUAGGCCCUCAGUCCGGUGCAAAGCUGGGAGCAUAGGUAAAGAAUGAUGUAAUGCAGUGGCAGCCCAAAAGCAUCUUUUGUUUGAAUUGUGAAAUGGCUACUCCAUAGUCGUCUCCUGAUGAAUCAGAUGUGAGGGGCUGCUUUGUGGAAUGAGUCCUUUGUAACAGCGCAUCAACUGGAAGCAGAAGGAGACAUUCACUUGGAGGGCUCUUUCUGAAAAUGGGUUUAACUUUUCUUUUGCCAGUCACUACCAGCAUGACCUCAUACACUUUCAGUACAAUGGAGUGGCUAAGCCUUUGAGUACAUAGCCAUUACAUCAUCUCUGCAAAUUAGAGAGGGAGGUGGUAAAAGAGGCCUUAUUGUUGUCAUGGCUGAUGAGAUGAUCAGGACUCAACUCAUGGUUGCUGAGAGGUUGGUGGCUUUACUGGAAAGUGGCACAGAAAAAUUGCUACUGAUUGAUAGCCGUCCCUUUGUGGAAUACAAUACAUCCCACAUCUUGGAUGCUAUCAAUAUCAACUGCUCCAAGCUUAUGAAGCGGAGGCUGCAGCAGGACAAAGUGUUGAUUACAGAACUCAUUCAGCAUUCAGCAAAACACAAGAUUGAGAUUGAUUGCAAGCAGGAGGUGGUGGUAUAUGAUCAAAGUUCCAAGGAUGUUGCCUCUCUCUCAUCUGAAUGCUUUCUUACUGUACUACUGGGCAAGUUGGAGAACAAUUUCAACUCUGUACACCUGCUUUCAGGUGGGUUUGCUGAAUUCUCCGGCUGCUUCCCUGGCCUCUGUGAAGGAAAAUCUGUUCUAGUCCCUACUUGUAUUUCUCAACCUUGCUUACCUGUCUCCAACAUUGGUCCAACCAGAAUCCUGCCUCAUCUUUACCUUGGUUGCCAGCGAGAUGUCCUCAACAAGGAGCUGAUGCAGCAGAAUGCUAUUGGUUAUGUAUUAAAUGCAAGCAAUACCUGUCCAAAGCCUGACUUUAUCCCAGAGUCUCAUUUCUUGAGAGUUCCUGUGAAUGACAGCUUCUGCGAGAAAAUUUUGCCUUGGUUAGACAAAUCAGUUGAUUUUAUUGAGAAAGCAAAAGCCUCAAAUGGGCGAGUUUUAGUGCACUGUUUAGCAGGGAUCUCCCGCUCCGCCACAAUUGCAAUUGCAUACAUCAUGAAGAGAAUGGAUAUGUCCCUUGAUGAAGCCUACAGAUUUGUGAAAGAAAAAAGGGCAACAAUUUCUCCCAACUUCAAUUUCCUGGGCCAGCUUCUGGAUUUUGAGAAGAAGAUUAAGAACCAGACUGGGCAGCCUGGACCAAUUAGCAAGCUGAAACGUUUGCAUUUGGAAAAAAGCAGUGAGCAUGGACUGGUCCCUGAAAGUGGACAGAGCAGUGGCCUCUCCACUAAUCAGCUUGGCACUAACUCUACCUCCGAGCCUGUGGAGCAGAAGCCAAUGGACUCUGGAAGUCUGCCAUGCUCGCACUUGCCAGCAUUAGAGGAUAGCCCGCUGGUACAGGGCAUAAACGGACUCCAUGUGUCCUCUGACAAGGUAGAAGAUAGCAACAGACUGAAGCGCUCAUUUUCUUUGGAUAUCAAAUCCGUAUCCUACUCAGCAAGCAGCAGCUGUGUGACUGCAUCGGUGCAGGGGUUUGCAGCGUCCGAGGACACUUUAAAGCAGUUGAAUGUUUGUAGUAUUCUAGAUGGCGGCAACAAGCUGUGUCAGUUCUCCCCUGUCCAGGAAGUUUCAGAACAGACGCCAGAGACCAGCCCCGAUAAAGAGGAGGCAAAUCCUCCUGAGAAACCUCAAAACGCCUGGCAGCUGGACAGCCAGAGCAAGCGGCAGCACAUGGGGAGAACCGGCAGCGGCAGCACAAUUCAAAGGUCACUGUUGUACCCGCUGCAUCGGAGUGGGAGCAUGGAAGACAACUACAGAACAAACUUCCUGUUUGGUCUUUCCACCAGUCAGCAACAUGUGGGAAAGUCUGCUGCUGGGCUGGGCCUCAAAGGCUGGCACUCUGACAUUUUAGCUCCUCAGACAUCCACCACAUCCCUUACCAACAGCUGGUAUUUUGCUACGGAAUCCUCACACUUCUACUCUGCUUCUGCAAUCUACGGGAGCAGCGCCACUUACUCUGCUUACAGCUGCAGCCAGUUGCCCACUGGCUGUGACCAGGCCGGCGCUGUGCGCAGGAGGCAGAAGCAGAGUGACAGAGGUGAUUCAAGGCGCAGCUGGCACGAGGAAAGCUCCUUUGAAAAGCAGUUUAAGCGAAGAAGCUGCCAGAUGGAAUUUGGGGAGAGCAUCAUGUCAGAAAACAGAUCCCGAGAGGAACUGGGGAAAGUGGGCAGCCAGUCUAGCUUUUCGGGCAGCAUGGAAAUCAUUGAGGUAUCCUGAGAAAUGGCAGACAAUUGUGACACUGUAGCUGGCUUAUUUUUCCCGUUGUUUAAAACAAUUCCCUGUAAAUCUGAAAUUAUUUUAAAAACUGGGGCUUCAGUGUGAAGGCAAUGAAUAGAUUUAUACCAGACAUGACAAACUAAUAUGUGCAUGGGGGAGAGCCGCUGUAUUUUUGUUUUUUCUCCCCCUCCCACUUAAGGUGGAAGGCCAGAUGUUUCAGAAGUUUUCCCUAACAGAUGAAGCAAUUAUAUGUGACAAAUUGCACAUCCUUUAAACGAAGCUUUCUUAGUGACUGACAGGCCAUCUCCCUGGUUCCACUGACACACAUUACUAAAAAUCACAAAAACAAAUUCUAGCGCCCCUCUUCAAAUCCUCCCUUCCCCCCGAAAUCAACAGUGCACCUUAGCCCUGAGACUGAGCCGACUUCUGGAGAGAGAUCCUUUUCCUUAAGGACAGAGACUAGUUAUGAAUCCAAACAAGUGGCGACUGAUCACAGCAGGGCUAAGCUAAAAACAAAGCUCAGACAAUGUAAAUAUUGAUGUAACUAUCAUUCUAAUGGACAGGUUUGAGGUGACUUGCCAGAAAGCUGCUUUAGAGCAAAAUCAUACCUCAAAAAAUAAAUAAAGCUUUCAUGGCUACCCACUCUCUGGUAGUCCGUUUGCAAGCAGUGUGAAUAGAUGACUGGCCACACAGUGAGACUGAUUAAAGCUGCCUACGCACAAGUUCCUCAGUUGGCUUAGAGACCAGUGGUAAAAUUUGAUCUUCUCAAAUGUGCUCACUCCCCAGUUCAUUUAAACACAAAACCAGACAGGGUUUUUUAGUGUGUGAUUAUGAAGUUGGCUUUUGAGGUGUGGAUCUGUCACCUCUAAACCUGAUACUAAAGGAAGAACUGAAUGCUGGUAGCAUGAAUGGUGGAUAAUAUUUAGGGCUACGUGCAAGAGAUAAGUGGCUGAGUGCAAGUAGCGCCAUCCCUUUGUCUACUGAAAAUUAAUUGGUGAGGAGAGAGCAGAUUUUUUUUUUUUUUUAAAGAAAAUUGGUAGGAGCCUUGGAUUUGUCCUCUAGAAAUGUAGUAACAGUGUGAGAAUUGCCCCAUCUGUGCUUUUCCCUUUUCCCAAAAGGGGAAGGCUUAGUCUCUACUUCCCACCUUUAAAAAAAAUAAAUAAAAGUAAUUGUUUCCACAUCCUUGCCCAAAUCUUGAGGAUUCGCACAUACCUAGGCAUGUACACAUCCCUUCUUUAAUCCUCAAACUUUGUCAGACCCACUAACUUCAGAUGAGAAGUGGAGCAGCCUGUUAAGAUCAAGCCUCCCUCAUUUAAGAGGGACAGAAGGGGUUCCACAUUAUUAUCCUUCAUGGGUUGGGGGUAGAAGAUGGCAUUUAAAGAAAUAAGAUUUAAAAAGAAAAAUCAAGACCAAGUGCUGGAGAUA
Messenger RNA from Terrapene triunguis (Three-toed box turtle), 4061 nucleotides. It is a transcript of the gene DUSP16, whose product is annotated as dual specificity phosphatase 16. The record is from RefSeq and is a predicted model, not a curated record. Gene Ontology annotation, cellular component: nucleus; cytoplasm. The transcript has 8 exons. Gene Ontology annotation, biological process: negative regulation of MAPK cascade; protein dephosphorylation. Bases 639 to 2636 code for a protein of 665 amino acids. NCBI's taxonomy places the organism in Eukaryota, Metazoa, Chordata, Testudines, Emydidae. Gene Ontology annotation, molecular function: MAP kinase tyrosine/serine/threonine phosphatase activity; protein tyrosine/threonine phosphatase activity.